AUGGAAGAGGUCGUGGAAGAGGAGCGGAUGGCUCGUUCGGCAUUCGAGUUGGCGCCUAAGAUUGAUCUUCGUGAAAAGCGUGUUACGUUUCCCAAGCCAGCCGUUGAAAAGCACCCUUCAAGCAGACCUGCAAUUCUGAAACCGCCACCCGUUCGGCCACCCCCUACCAUCUUAGCCACCCAAGUAGCGAAAGACGUAGAUGUCGAGUGUCCAGGCUGCGGCGGCGCUCAUCGACUUGUUUCUUGCCCCGAAUUACAGAGGAAGUCACCGAGUGAACGAGCGCUGGUGGCGAAGGAGAAAGGCGUAUGUUUCAACUGUCUUGGAGGAAAGCACCGCAGUGCGGAUUGUCGUUCAAAACCCGCUUGUGAAUCCACCGGAUGCCGUGCAUGUCAUCAUUCGCUGUUGCAUUGUGCGGAGAGAGUUUUUCCUGAGAAAAGCACACCUCGUCAGUUCCCGUCAUCCGUCGGAGGCCAAGAAUGUUUUCAAGGACCUCAAACACUCGCCAUUGCUCCCCGCCUGACAUCUGAUGUUCUCUUGGCCGUGGUUCCCGUCCGACUUCGUGCGGGUUGCCGGACUCUUGACGUUUUCGCCCUGCUCGACACCGGGAGCCAAGCUACCCUUCUGCGUGAAGACGCGGCUAAUGCGCUUGGUCUUACGCGCCGGCCACGCAAAAUUCGUUUUGGAACCUUCCAUGGGAAAGAUCCGGUCAUCGAGACUCGUCUAGUGGGCUUCUCCGUUUCGUCGCUAGAGGGAGACCAAAGCUACAAGGUUUCCGACGCCUUUGUUGUGCCUCGUCUAAAUGUUGGCCAACGCAAGAUAAAAGAUGUUCUCGCUUCGUUCGAUUAUCUUCGUGACCUCAACUUUCCUGCUCGAGACGCUGGUGAAGUCCAGAUUUUGAUCGGGAUGGACGUUCAAGACGCCCAUCUAAACAUCGAGGUUCGUCGCCCUCCAACUGGAGUUCGGGGACCUAAUGCUGUGCUCACCCCAUUUGGCUGGUGCGUUGUUGGAAAGGCCUAUCCAUUACCGGCAGUGGAAGAUCCAAGCAUAAAUUUCGUUAAGCUGGGAACGAUCGAGCAGCUGGAAGAAUGCGUCGAAAGGUUUUGGAAAACCCAAUCUCUCCCAGUUCGUGAGGCCCCCAGUACAUUUAUGUCGUCGUCAGACAGUGCCGCAAUGGACCAACUCGAAUCGACCAUUCGGCACACUGGAACGCGUUACGAAGUAGGCUUGCCUGUUCGCCCGCAUUGCCCGAAGUUGCCGGACAAAAAAAGAGUUUGCACGUCGCAAGUUCUUCGCACUGGAGAGGAGACUUCUUUUACACAACGACCUUCGCCAAGCAGUUAUGGCGCAGAUGAAGGAGGUGUUUUGCAGCGGCCACGCAGUGAAAGUCACUUCUACAGCUCCCGGUUCCAAGGUGUGGUUCCUACCUUAUCAUCCGGUUCGACAUCCAACGAAGCCCAGCAAGAUUCGUCUCGUUUACGACGCUGCUGCCCGGUUUAA
Messenger RNA from Daphnia magna, 1497 nucleotides. RefSeq lists its product as uncharacterized. The transcript has a single exon. The record is from RefSeq and is a predicted model, not a curated record. NCBI's taxonomy places the organism in Eukaryota, Metazoa, Arthropoda, Branchiopoda, Diplostraca, Daphniidae. Bases 1 to 1497 code for a protein of 498 amino acids.